Molecule: messenger RNA, 8599 nt
Organism: Xyrichtys novacula (pearly razorfish)
Lineage: Eukaryota; Metazoa; Chordata; Actinopteri; Labriformes; Labridae
Source: the annotation of a GenBank genome assembly
CGCACAAACCGGAAGCAGGAAGUGGAUUCGACGUCAACGUGCGAAAUUCAAACUUGUGUAACAAAACAUCUCAUUGGGAGGGCUUUUCUCCUCCACGGUUUAUGGUUGUUCACUGGAUUUAACUGCAUCCCAUCCCGUUUUCUAACAAAUUCAGGUAGUUUUCCAACAAAUUCAGGUAGUUUUUUAACCUUUGCGAGUGUUAGUGUUUUAUAGUUUGUGUUACAAAAACGUGUGUUAAGGAUGAUAAUUCGAGCAGACUGUCUUUUUCUUCGUUAAAUGGCAUUUCUUACCUGAAAAAAUGCUACUUUUGUCGAAAGACGAAAGGACUUCGUGUUUUAUUGAGUUCUUCGGUGAAUUCAGUGCAAAAACAGCUCUUGUAAACCGUUUUCUUUCUCCACAGGGAGGUUUGUCCGUGUGCAGCUGGAGCAGGGAGGAUGCCCGUGGAAAGGACUGAACACCGUGGAGUGGACGAGCUUCACAAAUACUAUGAAAUCUAUGAGACCAUCGGCUCAGGUAAUGACUGCUUUAAGUGGUGAAACAGAUUAGCUAUUGCCACAUCAUUCCGUAUUUGUACUACAAACCGUGUUUCCUAUAUUUUCAGGAGGCUUUGCUAAGGUCAAACUGGGUCGACACAUCCUGACAGGAGAGAAGGUGGCCAUUAAGAUCAUGAACAAGAAGGAUCUGGGGGUGAGUGAAAGAGACCCCUGUCCACUUGGUUGUUAUAAAUGCUUGCACUAAAAACAGCCCAACAUUAACUGAAAACAGUCUCUAUGGAAAUGUCUAUCAUGGCUGAAUUGGUGCUGUUGUCCUUAGCCAACACCCUGAUCCCAAGCACUGAUAUAUCCAAUCCACUUUAUCAAUAGCACAUUUUAAAAAAAACAUUACAGUUCGCCAAAGUGCUGCACAGUAAAAUGUAAAAGAACAAACACUACAGAAAACAUCACAAGAAAAUAAAUAAAAGCAGGUAAAAAAAAAAAAAAACAUUUAAAAGGAAAUUAAAUAAAAACCCAAAAGCAUAUAAGAAAUAAAAGUGAUAAAAAGACAUAAAGGACAGAGAUUACACAGCUCUCAUGCUGAGUUAAAAGGCAAAGAAUCAAAAAACACAGUGAUUUGUUAUACAGCCUAACAAAUUGACCAAAAUUUGAUAAAUAUGUUGCUUACAACAUAAAUUUUGGAUUUUUAUGGGAUUGAAAAUGUAGAAUCAAUGUGGGAAUAUAGAUGUCACACCAUAUGGGAAAUCCAUGACAAUUGAAGACAAUAAAAACCACAACCAGAGUAAGUAACUCUUUCGCAUUUUCAGGAAUUGUUUCCAAUUUUCUUAUUCCAUGUUCUUUAACACAAUAUGUGCAAAAAAAUCUAAUGUUUUAAAUGAAAGUUUGCAUUUUGAUGUUUACAUUGUCUCAAACCCCGUUCAUAAACUGUUUCCAUCAGCCUAUUUUCUUCCAUAUUCUGUCUUUACUCCUUUUGUCUCAUCAUUUAUUUACAUGCAUGAAUUUAAAAGUUGCAGUGAGUAAACCAAAUUGUUUUCUGAACCCAGGAUGACCUCCCCAGGGUGAAGGUAGAGAUAGAGGCCAUGAAAAACCUGAGUCACCAGCACGUCUGUCGUCUUUAUCACGUCAUAGAGACCUCCACCCAGAUCUUCAUGGUGCUGGAGGUAAGCCCCCACAUCCACAGACUGUGUGCUUGUCGGCGCUAAUGUGGAGUAACCAUUUCAUCUUAUUCUAUAUCUAAUUGUUCCCUCUGUGUCUGUCUCAGUACUGUCCAGGUGGAGAGUUGUUUGACUACAUUAUAGCAAAGGACCGGCUAUCAGAGGAGGAGACCAGAGUGUUUUUCAGACAGAUCGUGUCUGCAAUGGCCUACGUCCACAGCCAGGGAUACGCACACAGAGACCUCAAACCAGUAAGAACAGCUACUGAUUCACAAAAGUGUGAAUGAGUGAAACUACAAGAAGAUGUUCGUACUUUUCUGUGACUGGAUAUUAAUGUAUUUUUCUUUGAAUUUAGGAAAACCUGCUGAUUGAUGAGGACCAUAACCUGAAGCUGAUUGACUUUGGAUUAUGUGCCAAACCUAAGGUUCGUCACACAUUCAUUAUCUCUUUGUAUUUCUGAUAAAGUUAUUUCUAAUGGACCACAGUAAUGACAAAGAGAAACCAAUAUAGGAUUUAUAGGAAAUAAUGUACGCAUAGCACAUAGCAAUCCAAAUGAAAAUUUGACAUACAUAUGCAAAAGUCACAUCUUCAAAUGAUAAUCUUUAUGUCAGGGAGGUUUGGGGUAUGAGCUGAUGACCUGUUGUGGGAGCCCUGCAUACGCCGCUCCUGAACUCAUCCAGGGAAAAGCAUAUAUUGGUUCUGAGGUAAGAGGCCCAUCUUUAACUUUUCAACCAAUCUGGGCUGCAAAUUCAAGAUUAGUGCUUAUUGAAAUCCCCCAAACUUGGACUUGUUUUUCACCUCAAAGUUGUGAUUACCUCCCUGCUCCACAUUUCUACUUUUUCAUGGUUUCCUGAUCAUAUUUGCUGAUGCAUGACUCAGUGCAACUGAGCUGUGAAAUCCUACCUGUGACACUUGAAGCUGAAACGGUGCUCAUGUGUGAAUCUCCAGGCUGAUGUGUGGAGCAUGGGAGUGCUGCUGUUUGCUCUGCUCUGCGGAUACCUGCCCUUUGAUGACGACAACUGCAUGAUCCUCUACAGGAAGAUCACAGUAAGAGUGGUGACAUCUGCCCGGCAGCCUGAUAUUUCUAGAAACCAAUCUUUGAUACCCUGACACUAAGCUACAAUAAAGUAGCUAAUGCCUCCCUGCUCCGUUCCAUAUUAUUAUGACUAUUAUUAAUAUGUUUUUUCGUUUUCCUUACAAAGCAAAUACCAUGUAAUCAUUGUUUGGUCUAAUAAUGUUUUUUGUCUUUCGUGUUUUCAGAGGGGUAAAUAUGAUAACCCUCAGUGGCUCUCCCCAGGUAGUGUCCUCCUCCUUAACCAGAUGAUGCAGGUACAUAAUCAGUUAUCACCUCCUUUUUCUUUUAAAUCUACUCUUGUCUUUCUGUCUCCCUUUUCUUGUCCAGAAGUCAGCAGUUAAUUAUAGACAGGUUUUAAUUAGCUGGUUAUCUCUCUGUCACAUUAACUUAACUUCAUGAAUGAAUUUAAAGUAAAGGUGUUAAAAGUAGUAAUAUAUUUAUAAAAUAGUUUUAUGAACUUGUACAGCAUAGCAUUAUUUUGUAGUUCUUUGUAUAUGGAGUUGUAGUUUCUGUGUUUGACCUGUAGGUGGACCCCAAGCGGCGUCUUACUGUUCGUCAGCUGCUGGACCAUCCGUGGGUGACGAAGGACUACAACAGCCCUGUAGAGUGGCACAGCAGGCAGCCGGUAAACGCACAGUGCAAACACAUACAUUUCAAAUAUGAAGAUUCUGUAUUAGAGAUGUAAACAGAAUAUCAGAACUGCACCCAGACUAAUGUCUUCACAAAUUUGGACCAUUUGUUUUCUCCCUUGUAUUAUCCAGAACGACUAUGAUAGAAGUCAGAUCACCUGAAUCACCUCAAAUGUCAUUUCCCUGAAACAAAUCCACUGUCUGUGUGAUCUCCUCUUCAUCCUCUUUAAAGAAUCAUCUGUGAUGAUCACAAAAGCACAGAGAAGAAGCAUCUGUCUUGUUUUUGGGGAACUGAACUGGGUCUUUGUUACAGCUCGGCCACAUUGAUGAGGACUGUAUCACUGAGAUGGCCGUCAACAUGAAACGAUCACGGCAGAGCACCACAGCUCUGGUCAAGGAGGUGUGUGUUCUUGAUGUUGAAUAUAUUGAUCAGUUGAUUUUGCGUCUUCAUAAUUAUAAAUGAUCGAACACCUCCUUACUCCCACAGUGGCAGUACGAUCAGACCACAGCCACCUACCUGCUGUUGCUGUCAAAGAAGCAGAGGGGCAAACCUGUCCGUCUGCGCCUUGAGCGAACAGUCUGCGAGGACUCCUGCUCUCCACUGCACCAGGGACUACAGGUCAGAGUCAGGACCACAACUCCCAAAAUGCCUUUGGUUUUUAACUGCUAUUAAAGCACCAGCCUGAUAAGUUGUAAUGAAUCAUUUUCUUGUUUCUUCUCUACCUCUCAGACCAGAGAACUCCUUCACUUCAGUGAGGACGAAGACCCAGUGAUUGUCGGUUCUUUAGACUUUGGAUCUGAAUACAUCGAUGAUUGCCCGUGGGUGCCCGUCACACAGCGUACACCCAAGGGGGUCAGAGGUCAGCCAGAUGGAGCUGCAAGCACCAAAGACACAGUAUGUGGAAAAUGAUCUUACCAUAAGAAAAUACUCCAGAGAGUAUUUAACAUUAGAUGUGCCUGUAUCAACAUGUAUCUCCUCCUGUUCUUUGUACAGAGAGUAGGUUCUCCAUCAGAGGAGAGAAGAUAUGGAUACAGCCCAACCCCAGAGAGAGGGCGAACAACACAGCAGCGCCAGGAGCGUAGGGCCAGAGACAAGGAGCAAAUUAGUGAGAACAAGGAGAAUCUAGCAGUGCAGGAGAAAGACGACGAUAUGUUCGCGUUGCCACCUCCUCGAACUCCAGCAUCCAACAAGAAGAAUCCCCGACCCAACAAGAACGUGUUGACCACACCGAAUCAAAAUACACACGUCACCGGCACUAAAACCAAGCCAGUCACACCUAAAGGUAAGAGAAACCGUUUUUUUUUUUCCACUCAGCCAUUGAGAAGAAUGAAGUAGUGGUUGCAGGGUUCCGUUCACACGACAGUUUAUUUGUUCACUGUAAUUGUUUUUUCGCUCCAAACAAGAGCUUGAAGUACAAUCUCUAUUAGAUUAUUUGCAUUAGCCAACUGCCCCUCCUCAUGUUGCUCUCUUUCAUUAAUCUGUCCCUCGCUCGGUCUCAUGCAGCUCUCAUAAUCACAAGUGCCACAUCCACAUGCUCCACAUUUGCAAGUAAAUUGUCUUCUGGUAAUAAACUCAUUUAUUGGACCUGUUUUUAUUCCAAAGCCACUCAUAUUUCUGUGAUUUAGCUGUCAUAGCGCCUCUGAAAAAUGGACACACACCACCACGCUCUCUGGCUUAUCACUUAUCACUGACAGCUCAAAGGUGAGGCUAUUAUCAGGGAUCUAAUUGUGUUCAUUUGUCUAGAAAUGAAAGAGGCUAAUAUGAAUGGAGGACAUUAAGAGUCUUAAUUAUUUGUUGUAGUGACAAAGACGUCCGGCCUCAUUGGUUUCUUCUUUAAACUCAAAUGGACUAAGUCUCCCGGCUGACCUAGUUGGUGUUAAACCUGCUGGAAUCUGGAUCCUGCUUUGUGUUCACCCUGCUGCUCUUGAAGUGAGAGGGCUAGAUAUGCUGGCUUUGACACACACACACACACACACACACACACACACACACACACACACACACACACACACACACACACACACACACACACACACUCACACGCACACACAAUGUGGUCUGUGUGUGUCUGUCCCUAGGCGUGUGCUGUGACAGGUGUAGCUGUCUCUUUCCUCUGCUCACUGUCCCACGUGGGCUGUAGUGACAUGUGUUCUCUUGCCACCAAAGCCUAGCUCUGUCUUUGUGUGUGUGUGUGUGUGUGUGUGUGUGUGUGUGUGUGUGUGUGUGUGUGUGUGUGUUUGUGUGCAUCAUAUGUGUGUAUUUGUCAGGCUCCUUGUCUCUGUGAAUACUGAACCUUUUGUGGUUGCAACAUCAAUGUCAAAGGAGGUCAGUUACAUGGAUAAGAGCAGAGGUCUGCAUUGGUCUUUUAUUGAGUCUUUGAGUUUUAAAAAAACGACCAUUUUAGUCCAUUUGUUUGCUUUUAAUUUGAUCAAAUAGUGAACAGUUAUACGGUGUUCAGCAUUAAUGAGUAUUCUCCUUCAGAGUUGUCAGAAAACCUUUAGUUUCCUUUCAAAAUCAACAUUUUCUACGUCAGACUUUAUAACAAAAUACUCCCCCCAGAUGUAGGUCAUUGAUUGCAAACAAGAUUUUUUAAGUCGUAUACAAAAAAGUAUUUUUUUCAAUUUAAAAUCAGGAUGUAAAAAUGAGUUCACCCCAAUCAAAGUUCUGAGAGCAAAGCUAAAUUUUAGUUACCAUGUCAGCCUUAUUUUCAUCUUAUGGUAAAUAAAAUUAGAUACUGAGUAAUGCAUUACUUUCAUAGGGGGUGUACUGACUUUUGCUGGGUACUGUAUGUUCAAUUCUUAUGCAUCAUAGCUCACAGAUUUGUCAGACAUACAGGGCUUGAACAUUAACAUGUCUGAGAUUCACGAACAGCUCAACAGUGUCAGUGGAGCUCUUUGAGAACAAUGGGGGGAGACAGUGGGCAUGUCUGAACCGAUGAGUCCAUUUGAAGAUGCACCAAAAGGCCAUGAAGGGGGAGAGUUUGGCAUAAAUCAGAGUGACCACAGAUGUUUUUUCAUGACUGAUGACUGCAAACCUUUUCUCUCAAUGAUCAGUGUCUUCAACACCCAAAUGUACAUUUCAAACAUUUGAUUUAAUAUGUUUAAGUUGUGGAAAGAAUUCACCUUGAGUAUUUUAAGUUUUUGCAACUGUUCUUUGUGUCUUAUUAGGUGGUGGCAGCGCCUCCAAGGAGCAAAAUAAGAAGAAAGCAGCAGACAACACGGAGAGCGCAAACAUUGAAAUCAUGGCCUUCAGUCCUGAGAGAAGGUGAGAGUCAUUCAGGGUCCAUGGUGCUCAUGAGGUGGAAGAAAAGGGGUCAAAGGUCACUGGAAGGAGUGUGUAAUGCUGCAUUCGAGUUACCUCAGAGGUCAGAUGUCCGAGCUGGAAAUGACGUCACACCUGAUUUACUAGUGUUUCUGCUACAAAGUUGGAAAAAAGCAAAUCGGAAGCAGAAACAAGAUGGCUACAUCUACGAAAGUUAUCUUAGUGCUUCGUAGGUGUGGCCAUCUUGUCUUCGCCUCCGAUUUGCCUUUUUCCGACUUGGUAUCUGAAACGCUGGUAACUCGGGUGUGAUGUCAUUGCCAGCUCGGACUUCUGACCUCUGAGGUAACUCGAACGCAGCAUUAGUAGCCAAAUAUGGAAUAUACUCUCAAUGAUGGGGUGGGCAGAAGUUCAUUCAAACAUGAUGGAGACGUCAGAGCACCACAAAUUAAAUGAGACCAAAAUUCAAAACUUCCAACUUGGUGUGCGCUCCAGGUCUCGGUCGUUGGACAUGGCCGUAACAGGAGACAGCGGGAAGAAGAAGAGAGGUGGAAAGGUGUUUGGUUCUCUGGAGAGAGGUCUGGAUAAGAUGAUCACCAUGCUCACCCCCAGCAAGAGACGAGGCCUGCGGGACGGCCCACGCAAGAUCAAGGUAUACAUGAGUGACACAUCUGAUAGGACUUGUUUAGUGUCACACAAGUAUUCAACACAGAACCUUUUUCUUCCCCUCUAGGUGCAGUACAAUGUUACUUUGACCAGCCAGACCAACCCAGACCAGGUCCUCAACCAGAUCCUCUCCAUACUGCCAGAGAAAAACAUUGACUUCACACAGAAAGGGUAAAAGAAAAACACGAGUCCUCCUUUCUUAUUGGCAGACUUGAGUUUUUUUGACCCAGUCCUCAUCUUCCUGUCAUCUUCUCCUUUCAUUCAGCUAUACACUCAAAUGUCGGACAUACGGCGACUUUGGGAAGGUCACCAUGGAGUUCGAGCUGGAGGUGUGUCUGCUGCAGAGGCCGGAGGUGGUCGGGGUUCGUCGCCAGAGACUGAAAGGAGACGCCUGGGUCUACAAGCACCUGGUGGAAGACAUCCUGUCCACAUCCAGCAUCUAAAUAAUGCACUUCCUGGGGAGAUCACUCCUGGAGGCCAUGAUCGUGGAUUGUCUGAACUACAGUACUGACCGCCUGUCUCGGUCCCACAGUUUACACCACAGUGGGUCAAAAGUGAACCCAAUGCAACCACCACAAACAGAAGCAGAGUAUAUUAAAGUUGUGAAAAGUCUGUAUUUUUAGCUCUCCUCCUCCUCCUUACAGAUUGCAUUAAAAUCGUGUCUUAAAGCUUGUUGUUCGCUGAGGUCGUCUUCACACAAUAACGAUCAGUAUUUAAUUAUCAAUGGUAAAUAUUUAAAACUGUCCUAAGGCUAGCCUGCAAUCCCCAGAGAACACGUUACAUCAAAUUUAUGAGCAUUACAUGUACCUGCACAUGUACGGAUCGUGUACAGAAUUUCAUUUUUUAUGCCGAAUGUUGUUGUUUUUCUCUCUUAGCUGAAUUUAAUCCGGGUCAGUCCUCUGGAGAUGGUUUGUGUAUAUGUUUAAAAUGUAACAGCACUAUUUACAGCGAACCUUCUGGCUACCUUUUUACCAUAUUUAUGUCUGGAUGUUGUUAUUCUCCCCUUUAGGUGCUUAACUUGAUUGAAUUACAGAAAGAAGCAGAGCAUAACUAAUUUACCGUCGUUGUUUUGUGAUGAACACGUGUUUACAGAUCUUCCAUCAUGACACUUUUACAUGGUUGUCUCGUGUGAAGCCUCUUUUUAUUUCUCAUUGGUGCUUGUCUUGUUCGAAACUGUCUGUCAUGUUGUGUCUUUAAAAAGUCUUCUGAGAUAAAGGAGAGAAAUAAAUAGUUUGUGGUUUAUUUAAAAUGCUUGUGUUCCUGGAGAUCUAUUUACUCACUACCUUGACAUCAGAUGUUGAUUUUUUUUCUCUUCAUUCAGC